GCCUGUGGACCUACUCUAGUCCUUCCCUUGUGAAAUAAGGACAACUGCAAUAGAAUGUCAUUUUAGAUGUUGGGAUUUGCCGCCUUUAUCACCCCUCCCCACACCAACCACUCUUCAAGCAAAGCCUGCUUUGUUUAUGAAUGCAGGUGAAGAUGGUUCUGGGAAAACAACCCUCAUGACUAAACUACAAGGAGCUGAGCAUGGCAAAAAAGGAAGAGGCCUAGAGUAUCUCUACCUCAGCGUCCAUGACGAGGACCGAGAUGUUGUGAAAGAUUUUCAAGACUAUAUUGAACCAGAAGAAGGUUGUCAAGGUUCCCCACAGAGAAGAGGGCCUCUGACCUCGGGUCCUGAUGAAGAAAAUGUUGCCCUGCCUCUUGGUGACAAUGUGCUGACUCAUAAUCUGGGGAUCCCAGUGUUGGUGGUGUGCACAAAGUGCGAUGCUGUGAGUGUCCUGGAGAAGGAGCAUGAUUACAGGGACGAGCACUUCGACUUUAUCCAGUCACAUCUACGGAGGUUCUGCCUCCAGUAUGGAGCUGCCUUGAUUUACACAUCAGUGAAGGAAGAAAAAAACCUCGACUUGUUGUAUAAGUACAUCGUUCAUAAAACGUAUGGUUUCCACUUUACCACGCCUGCCUUAGUUGUGGAAAAGGAUGCAGUUUUUAUACCUGCUGGUUGGGACAAUGAAAAGAAAAUAGCCAUUUUACAUGAAAAUUUCACAACUGUGAAGCCAGAAGAUGCAUAUGAAGACUUUAUCAUGAAACCUCCUGUGAGAAAGCUGGUCCACGACAAAGAGUUGGCAGCGGAGGAUGAGCAGGUGUUCCUAAUGAAGCAGCAGUCACUCCUUGCCAAGCAGCCAGCCACGCCCACGAGAGCUUCCGAAUCCCCUGCACGAGGACCCUCUGGCUCUCCAAGAACUCAGGGCCGGGGAGGGCCAGCCAGCGUGCCUAGUGCCUCCCCAGGCACGUCAGUAAAGAAGCCGGAUCCAAACAUCAAAAAUAAUGCAGCAAGUGAAGGGGUGUUGGCUAGCUUCUUCAACAGUCUGUUGAGUAAAAAAACAGGCUCUCCUGGAAGUCCUGGUGCUGGUGGGGUGCAGAGCACAGCCAAGAAGUCAGGACAAAAGACUGUGUUGACAAAUGUUCAAGAAGAACUGGAUAGGAUGACUCGAAAACCAGACUCCAUGGUAACAAACUCUUCAACAGAAAAUGAAGCCUGAUCCUCCUUAAAAGUGCAUAUGUAAAAUGACCAAAUAACUAUGUAUAUUGAUCUGCUAAGACCAGGAUUUUUCUGAUACGGCACAUGCUAUCAGUUUUUUGGGGCAGGGGAGAUGAACUCUAAAAAAAAAACUUCAUUGGCUUGUCCGAGUGUGAAUUGCACAUUUAGGAAGGUUAUGUGUCAGAUCCCUUUGUUAAGGAUAACCUUGGACUCGCAGGCAUGUUGCUCUCUCGUGGGAAGCAAGUGCAGCUGGGGCUUCAUGUGGAGGGGAAGGUAGAUGAAGAGAGAGAGAGCCCUCUUUCUUUCAGGGCGGAGCAAAUGAGACCAGGAAAUCAUUGAUCAGAUGGUUAGUCUGACCAGGUGCGUGCUAGCAAAUUCACUUGUUCUUGGGAAGCAGAUUAAGUAGCAGAAAGUCCAGGAAACAAAAAAGGCUUAAAGGAGGAAUGAGAGAAGUGAUGGUGGGGGAGCUGAACGUUGAAGGAGGUGAAGGAAGGAGGAGAUGAGCAGUGUUAGUAAAUACUGUGUGUUCGGUAGAAGUUGAAUAAUCAUUUUUAAGACUUAAUAUCAGAAGCAUUUCCAAACUAAACACUAAGCAAAAUGGGAAUUAGACUUGUUCUGAAUGCAUCUUUAAUUUAUGAAAGAUGUGUUAAGUGUGGGUGUGCCUGAGUCAGGUGGAGCUGACACAGGGAUGGGGAAGAUGGCAGCCUCCCCGGACUCACGUGCUUGGCCGAGGCCAUGUUCUCAUGGGAGGUGCUGGGCUCCAUGCAUGUGCACUGUGGGGCAGACAGUCACUGGGAUGUGUUUAAAGUCGGCAGUUACAAAAUUAGUUUACUUUAAAUAGUGUUUUUUUUUAAUAACUCCUGCUCUGUUUUUUAAAUUUCAAAAACCUUUUCUUUUUUUUUACUACCACAGGCUGGCCUACAAAUAGAGAAUGGGUGACCAACCUCUCAUUUUACUAUAAUGCAAAGUACUACAGAAAGUUUGAGGGAGGUUUUUAAUGUAAUUGCACACUGAUUAAUUGGCUUGCACCAAUCCCUGCCUUACUGUCUGUGGAAGCCAUCAUGUGCAAAAGGGUCUUGUCCUAGCUCCCUGGUCUGAUCAGUGCUAUGAGAUGGACAAACAAAUGAAUGUUUUAUAUUGAAAAUGAAGAUGAUAUACUUCUUGUUUUGUGUUUUUCAUAAAAUGAAGCUUUUUUUUUUUUCUUAUGGAAAUAAGAGUUUCAGGUGUCUCCAUUUAGGGCAAAUUCAUGCACAUUAUCAUGUCACAACACCAUUCUGGAAAUGACUUCUGUGGAUUUGAAAUGGCACUUUUAAUUUUAUACAUGAUACAGAACUUUUAAAUGUAAGCACUACCAUUAAUUUAAUGUCUAAAACAUUCGUUGUCAAACCAAGGGAAAAACCACAGUUCAUUUAUGUGGAGUUUACUUUUUUUAUAUGAAUGUUUAUUGUACUGUGUCUGAGCAUAACUUCCCUAAUGUUACUACUUUUACAUACAAGAUUUGACUGACCACUAACAUAGUACUGGGCAUAACUUAAUAUCCUAUGUUAUAGAACAAGACUCUAAAACUGUCUUGAAUUGCUUUUUUGUAAAGGUCUGAACACUGUUAAGGAGAAAGCUGAGUAUUUACUUGCCUUUCUGACAAACAUAAAACAUGUUUCUUGUGCCAGUUUUAUUGUUGAAAAUAUACUUUUUUACCCUUUUUAAAUUCAGGGUUUUUUUUUUAAUGUAUUGUGGUUUCCAAUUACCAAAUUGUCCAGGUAAUGACAGUAAACUGACUGUGGAGUGAUAGUUGUGGGGUAGUGACCACUAGAUGCCCAACAGCUUGUGACCACACUAGUGGUGGGGUCACUUAAUUCCUCUGUAGGGUCUGGGAGUGGGGCACAAAAUGAGUGACCUCAGGAACGAGAAAGGAUUCUUGGAAAGGCACAUGCCUAAGGGGGAUAUGGAGUGAUUUUAAAUUUCAAAGCAUCAUUUUACUUUUCGUUUAUUUUAUUUUUUUAUGAUUUAAACUGAUAAGCACUUUUGUGUCACUGUAAAAUGUACUAAAACCGAUGAAAUGCUAAGGCACCUGUGUUCUGUGAAGGAGGGUUUCUUGGAAACCACUUUUAAUUUCUCAUGGCAAAUGGAUGCUCCUAGUAUCAGAAGGAACUGUUGCAUAGUGUCAUGUGCUUAGUGGUUGCCAAAGUCUACCAACUUUGGGGAGCUGCAGGGUUCUUUUUGGGAGGUGGGGGGGAUGGGAGGGUCUUUUUGUUAUUUUGGGGCUUUCAAGCAUUGGAACCAAAGGCCAAACAAUAAACAGCCUUUACUUUUUAAAGUAAAAUUCAUGUUAUUUGCAGAAUACACUUGUAUGGUAGACUGUUAAAUAGAAUUUUAUGACUAUUUAUAUACAUUAUAGUGGUUACAUCUGCUGUUUGUCUUUAAAAUGGAAAAAUCAAAGAAAUAAGCCCAGUUUUGAAGAUGUGGCCUUAUCGAGGCCAUGAGUUAUUCUUUCCUAAAAAUGCAACGGGUAUGCUGCUAGAAUUAUUUAAUUUUGUUUGCACUUUUUUUUUGAUUGGCAUUUUAAAAUCAGUAUUUAAAUUGAAGACUUCGCGUUUCAUUAGUUUUAACAAAGUUGAAAGUGACUGCUCUGUACAUCAUGACCUUAACAAUGUUGAUACUGUAAGUGAAAGUUCACUGUUGUCUCUAUACUAAGUUUAUUGGUGUUUUUCACUUAAAAUUAGGACUGCAGAUUAUUCCCCGAGCAGGCUUGGUCCAGGGGGGUGGCUCUAUCCAGAUGCAGUAUGCAGUCAUGUGGAACCUUGCUUUCUAGUGCUGGGAAAGAAGAUGUCUCUAAUUACUGGCUUCAAUAAACAUGAAUCCAGACUGCUUACAAUUUUUGGUGACUUUCUUUAUGACAAAUCUUCCCAUUGGAGAUACAUUGAAUUGUCUGCUCAACAUGUGGGGUGUCUGCCCUGUAGCUAAAAAUGAAUACCUCUCGAAAUUCUCAGAAAUUUUGUAAAAAAAAAAAAACAUUUGAAAGCCAUUAUUUUGAGGUAUGUGGAGUUCCACGUAGUGGGUAAAGCACAGUGGGGUUUGUGAGUUGUCCAACCUAUUUUCUUUCCUCUUGGAUAAAUUUUUGAUUGUCUGAAUUGGGCUAGGUGAUUUUCAUUUAACUAAUUUAGAAGCCUUGAGGAUUCAUAGAGGACUUGCAGAGCAACUAUAUCAUAAUGGGAAUAGUAAAAUAUGUUCAAGAAAAUUAGAUUCUUUGUAUUAGACAUCAUUGCAUUUCUGAUUGUUAUAGUUUAAGCAUGUUGGGUUUGUUCUUUAAAGCUGAUUUAGUAUACAAAUUUUCUCCCCAACAUUUUAUUUUGAAAAAUUGUAAACCUCCAGAAAAGUUGAAAGAGAAGUAUAGUGAACUCUAAUGUUCUUUUAUAUAAAUUCACCAGUUAGUUAAUUAUCACAUUAGGAGUUCUUAAAUGGUAAUUUUCUUAUUUCAUCAUGCCUUCUACAUUUAUUAGCUGGCAUUCAUCUGUAAAGAAGAGUUUUCUACCCUCUGUUCUUUUUGGGUUGUGAUUUUUACUAUGAAUUUGGUUUUAUUUUUUAAAUUCAAAGUGUUAUAAUCUAAUAACUCAGUAUUUUUUAUGCUUAGCUUGCCCCAGAUUUGAAGAGUGGUGAUCUCCUCCAACUAGCUGUGUCUUUUUUUUUUUAAAUUGAGAUUUAAUUCACAACUUCAAAUCCACUUUAAAAUGUUGAUUUCAGGGAUUUUUUAGUAUAUUCACUAUGUUGUGUACCCAUUACCACUAUCAGAUUCCAGAACAUUUCCAUCACCCUCAAAA
Messenger RNA from Myotis lucifugus (little brown bat), 5027 nucleotides. RefSeq names its product dynein cytoplasmic 1 light intermediate chain 2 (gene DYNC1LI2). Gene Ontology annotation, biological process: microtubule-based movement; microtubule cytoskeleton organization. Lineage: Eukaryota; Metazoa; Chordata; Mammalia; Chiroptera; Vespertilionidae. Gene Ontology annotation, molecular function: dynein heavy chain binding. The record is from RefSeq and is a predicted model, not a curated record. Gene Ontology annotation, cellular component: cytoplasmic dynein complex; centrosome. The coding region runs from base 137 to 1213 and encodes 358 amino acids. The transcript has 11 exons.